CAUCCCUAGCGAGCUGAUCCUUGUUCACACAGAAACAUGGAAAGUGGCCCUUCCAGUGAUUGUCUCUCUGGUCAUUGUCCUUGUGGUCAUAUCAGCUUUCAUCAUCUGGUGGCGGAAAAAUGUAUCCAGAGCUGAACACAGUCAAGAGCUAGAGCAAGUUAAAGAUGAACUCAGACUUGAGUUGAAGAUACUUGCUGAUCAGCUGGAUUUAGUAAACAUGAAGGGCUGUCCAGAACUUGAAACCAUCAGAAAACAUGCAGUGGAUGUGACUCUAGAUCCUGAUACAGCACAUCCCAGACUCAUCCUGUCUGAAGACAGGAAACAAGUUAGAUAUGGAGACAUAAAACAGAAUCUCCCUGAUAACCCAAAGAGGUUUGAUAUUGUUCCCUAUGUCCUGGGAACGGAGGGCUUCUCCUCAGGGAGAUUCUACUACGAGGUGCAGGUGGAGGGGAAGAAUGGGUGGACUUUAGGAGUGGCCAGAGAGUCCAUCAACAGGAAGAAGUUUAUUCACCUGAAACCUGAGAAUGGAUGCUGGACUGUUUGGCUGAGGAUUAAAGAAUACAAGGCUCUCACUGACCCCUCUGUCCCCCUCUCCCUGAGAGAGAAGCCCCAGAAGGUGGGGGUGUUUGUGGAUUAUGAGAAGGGUCAGGUCUCAUUCUAUAAUGUAGAGGCCAGGUCUCAUAUCUACUCCUUCACUGGCUACACCUUCACUGAGAAACUCUAUCCAUUCUUUUAUUCUGGUGCUACUGGUAACUCAGCCCCACAGGUCAUCACUCCUGUAGGUGUCACUGACUAACUGUUAUCAUCAUAUCAAACAUUGAAAUACUGGUUGUGUGUGUGUGUGUGUGUGUGUGUGUGUGUGUGUGUGUGUGUGUGUGUGUGUGUGUGUGUGUGUGUGUGCGUGCAAGUGUGUGUGUUACUGUCAUGACUUUGCCCUGUUGGGUGAGGAAAGUAUGGUAAUAUCAAAAGGCAGGGGAAUGGAACAAUAGUUCCCUUUCUCAACCAGUUGAAAGUGUUCGUUGGUACUUAAAGAAUAUGAUGUCAGAUCAGUUCUUGUCUGGAACAUUAUAUCUGAUGAUAGGAUGACAUAAAUUGUAUCUUGGAAAGUCUACACAUUCUAGUUAUCAGAUUCACAUGGAAUUAAACAUGAAACUAUUUGUGAAAAUAUGAAAUGUAAUUUUAUCUUCUAAAUGAGAUAAUUGUUUUCAUAAGUAAACUAUGCUCACUCAGUGGCCACGCCCAAGUGAACAGACAUUGGUUGAGAACUAUGAAACACGCCCUUCUCUCCCCCAGUACAAAAGUCCGUUGACGGAAGUUAACCUUAGUUCCCAAUGACGCGAGGACUGGUGUCCGUACGUUUAUAAGGGCUAAUUUCAAUAUGGAGGUGAUGAUCACCUCACUGAAAUGGUGUAUUUCGACUAGACCAGCAUAAGCUGAUUAUGGCAACUUAGUAUGAACAUUGAACGAUUAUUUACUAAAGAAGUGAUACAUCCUAGACUUUGAGUUAUCAGCUGCAGCUGUAAACGUAUGUGGCCUAGAAAAGGACAGACAAUCUCCUAAGAACGACAGGGUACUUUAACGUACCCGCUCUACAACACUACGACCAGAAAUAUUCUUCAAAGGACAAUGGCGACCUCUGCUGGGCAAACCAGUCUUCCAUCUUCGACCCAUCUAUCGAAGGGCAGCUCAGAGUAAAUAUAUAUGUUGCAUUUUCCUUCUCCGAAUGGGCGGUUAUUAGAAUGCAUAAGAUUCUGUAUUUACGGUAGAAUAGCUUUUCAAGGUCCGAUAGAGACCCAAUCCCUUUGUCACUCCAUUUUCCCGCUUUUCAUUCAAACCCAACCCCCUUCUUUUGUGUAACGAGCUGUCAUAUUGGGUUAGCCCACUAGGGGAUUUUCAUGACAUGAUUAGUAAUCAAUGUAUGAUCGAUCCUGUGUAUAUAUAUGUAAUUCUGUGUGAUUAUUUUGGUAUUUAGUAAAUAAAUAAUUACACCAA
Molecule: messenger RNA, 1992 nt
Organism: Oncorhynchus keta (chum salmon)
Lineage: Eukaryota; Metazoa; Chordata; Actinopteri; Salmoniformes; Salmonidae
Product: E3 ubiquitin-protein ligase TRIM39-like
Exons: 8
Coding region: 218-796 (192 amino acids)
Molecular function (GO): protein binding
Source: RefSeq, a predicted model, not a curated record